GGCUGUUGUGAUUUUGGCAUCAGAUUCUACCUCACCUCCUACCCUAGCGCCGCAGUCUGACAGAGAUUGCUCACGCCAUAACAGAUUCCGAUAGCAUCCUGAACGGCUCGCUUCACCUCGCCCCCAAACUCGCAGAGGGCGCAGCGUUUCCUCCCCCCAUUUUCGUCGCAUCUCUGCGCAGGGCUUGUGCUUCAUUCUUCUGGUAGGUCAGCUUGGUCUUUGCAGAGAUGGGGAGUGCAGUUUCCAUCUGCCUGGAGCCGAUCAAGCGCCGGCGAGUAGAGAAGGACCUCGACAACAAGGUGGCGGAGGCGCUCCGGGAGAGGGUCAGGUCGAGGAAGAGGACGUUCAGGUCGGUGAACAGCAUCACCAUGCGCCUGCCCCGCUUCAAGGAGGGGCUCAGGGACGUCAAGGACGUCUUCGACCACUACGAUGAGGACUCAAACGGGACGAUCGACAACGAGGAGCUGAGGAACUGCCUGAACAAGCUCGAGGUUCAGAUGUCCGAGGAGGAGAUCGACAACGUUCACAGCUACUGCGACAUCGACAGCAGGAACGGGAUUCAGUUCCACGAGUUCGUCGUCCUCCUCUGCCUCAUGUACCUGCUGUUUGGCCCCGAUGUCACACGCCGUGUUUCAGAGUUCGAGUCGGCGAAGCUCAACUACGUCUUCGACGAGCUGAUUGAUGCCUUUUUGUUCUUCGACAAGGACGGGGACGGGAAGGUGAAGAAGAAAGAUGUCACCCGGAGGAUGAACGAGGCGUCUCAUCAGGAGAGGACUCCCAGCCACAUAACCGCACAGCUAUUCAAGAUGGAUCUGAACAGGAAUGGGAAGGUGAACCUGAAAGAGUUUCUCUUCUCCAUGAUCAGAUGGGCAGGUCUCGAAACUGAAGAUGAUGGUAGCAAUGAGACUUCUCCGUAGUGUUUUUCUUUUCGUCUCCCUUUUAACCAGCGACCGAUUGCAACUCCAGCUAAAUUUGAAGGAAAGGGUAAUUUGUGGUGUCAUUUUUCAUU
This is a messenger RNA of Phragmites australis (common reed), 1009 nucleotides long. Its product is annotated as probable calcium-binding protein CML22. NCBI's taxonomy places the organism in Eukaryota, Viridiplantae, Streptophyta, Magnoliopsida, Poales, Poaceae. The transcript is spliced from 5 exons. The record is from RefSeq and is a predicted model, not a curated record. Gene Ontology annotation, molecular function: calcium ion binding. The coding region runs from base 228 to 917 and encodes 229 amino acids.